Molecule: messenger RNA, 877 nt
Organism: Neltuma alba
Lineage: Eukaryota; Viridiplantae; Streptophyta; Magnoliopsida; Fabales; Fabaceae
Product: protein DOG1-like 4
Biological process (GO): DNA-templated transcription
Molecular function (GO): sequence-specific DNA binding
Source: RefSeq, a predicted model, not a curated record
UCGUCGCCGUCGUUGUCGUCUUCGUCUUGAGCCUCAUGCAAGCGUGUGUCAAUCACACAUCCCCAAUGAGCAGUUUCAGCUUCGCCGCCUUCUACGAGUCCUGGUUCGACCACCUCCAACACCUCCUUCACCAGCUGUCCGCCGCCACCCGGCCACCCAGCUCGGCGGAGGAAAACCAGAAGCUCCUCAUCCUCAUCGAUAAGGUGGUGGCCCACUACGACGACUACUACCGCACCAAGUCCGUGGCCGCCCAGAACGACCCCCUCCAAAUGCUCGUCUCCCCCUGGGCCACCACCCUUGAACGCUCCCUCCACUGGAUCGCCGGCUGGCGCCCCACCAUCGCCUUCCACCUCGUUUAUACCGAGUCCUCCGCCUUCGAGUCCCAUAUCAUCGACAUCCUCCGCGGGGUUCGUACCGGCGAUCUCGGUGAUCUCUCCCCCUCUCAGUUCCGACGAGUCAGCCAGUUGCAAUGUGACACUGUGAAAGAAGAGAAUGCUAUAACGGAGGAGCUAUCGGAGUGGCAAGACAGCGGAAGCGAGCUGAUAGAAGGGGCGGCGGAGAUGGAGGAGAAGAUGGAAGCUCUGGGGAACAUCAUAAGGAAGGCCGACGAUCUCCGGCUGAGAACCCUGAAGAGCGUGGUGGGUCUCCUCACUCCACAUCAGGCCGUCGAUUUCUUGAUCGCCUCCGCCGAGUUGCUCUCCGGCAUCCGCUCUUGGGGAAUCAAUCACGACCGCCGACGAUCCCGAUAACACCCCCGACAAUAUUUCCCCAUUCCCCCUUUUCUCUUACUUCUUCCUCCGCCUUCUUCUUGGCCGUUUUUUCUCUCUUGCUUUCUUGAAAAGGAGUCUGUUGUCUGCCCAAGUUUAAUUGGUCGAAU